This is a messenger RNA of Morchella importuna, 279 nucleotides long. RefSeq lists its product as uncharacterized. The transcript has 4 exons. Gene Ontology annotation, cellular component: endoplasmic reticulum membrane; dolichol-phosphate-mannose synthase complex. Bases 1 to 279 code for a protein of 92 amino acids. The record is from RefSeq and is a predicted model, not a curated record. Gene Ontology annotation, biological process: GPI anchor biosynthetic process. Lineage: Eukaryota; Fungi; Ascomycota; Pezizomycetes; Pezizales; Morchellaceae.
AUGACUCGCGCGAUCGAAACCAUCUCUGCCUUGCUGCUGUUCAGCUCCCUCUACCUCGCGGCGUUUCUUGGCCUGAUCCCGUUUCCGGCAAAGGUCCAGGAAGAGAUUAUCCCAGUUCUUCCGUUCUGGGCGCUCGUUUCGUUCGGCGCAUAUCUUCUUUUCUCCCUGGGAUGGGGAAUCUUUACUUUUAACGACACAGAGGCCGCGUACCAUGAGCUUGUUACGGAAAUCCAGCAGGCCAAGAAGGAGCUCAGAGUGAAGGGCGUUGAUGUAGACUAA